Molecule: messenger RNA, 1421 nt
Organism: Tigriopus californicus
Lineage: Eukaryota; Metazoa; Arthropoda; Copepoda; Harpacticoida; Harpacticidae
Gene: Cdc37
Product: hsp90 co-chaperone Cdc37-like
Exons: 7
Coding region: 148-1326 (392 amino acids)
Biological process (GO): protein folding; protein stabilization
Cellular component (GO): cytoplasm
Molecular function (GO): protein kinase binding; heat shock protein binding; protein-folding chaperone binding
Source: RefSeq, a predicted model, not a curated record
UCGAGGAAGGUUGAUAAGUGAAUGAGCGAAUGAGUGAGAGAGAGUGGGAAGCAUCGAAUCCUCGAGAAUCUUAAUCCCGGUUAUCAUCCUAUCCUGACAAAUUCAACAAGGAGUAGCUCAGUCAAGUAGACACCCAAACGCCUGGCCAUGGCCCGCCCUAUUGAUUAUAGUAAAUGGAAGGAUAUCGAGAUUUCCGAUGAUGAGGAUGACACUCAUCCGAAUAUCGACACACCCUCUCUGUUCAAAUGGCGUCACGAAGCCCGAGUUCAGCGCAUGAAGGAACAGGAGGAACUCAAAAAGACGGUUGAGACUGAAAAACAAGCGAAAGAACGAAAGCUGCGUGAGCUCCGCGAGAAAGUGGCCAAGGCCGCCGACCAAGCCGAUCCUAAUCUCGAGACCUUGAAAAAGUCUUUGGCCGAAGUGGAAGCUGAAGCCGUCGAGGCCUUGAAGAAAAAAUCCGAAUUGGACCAAAAAGAAAAGUUACAACCUUGGAAUGUGGACACCAUCUCGAAAGAAGGGUUUUCCAAGACCAUUGUGAAUAAACCAGCGGAGCGGGCAGGCCAAAAUAUGACCGAUGAAGAACGCGAGGAGUACAUGCGGGCCUUUGUCAAGAAGCAUGAAAGUGAGAUCAAGCAUUACGGUUGGCUCAACAAGUUCGAUGACAGUAAGCGAUAUCUCAUGGAGCACACCUACUUAGCGUGCGAGGAAACGGCCAACUACCUCGUCAUCCAAUGCAUCAACUUGGCUAUGGAGGAGAAAUUCUCAGCCAUGGAGCAAGUCGCCCAUCAAACGAUUGCCAUGCAGUAUCUGUUAGAGUUGGCCAAGCAAUUGGAUAUCGACCCCCGAGCCUGCAUUUCCUCCUUCUUCACAAAGAUCCAAGUGGCCGAUGAAGAAUACAAGAAAGCGUUCCUGGAUGAGUUGGCCAGCUUCAAGGGGCGAAUCCGAAGGCGUGCCAAGGAGAAAGUCGAGGAACAACUCGCCGAAAUGGAAGAAGAAGAAAGACAAGCUCGUCUUGGACCCGGCGGCUUGGACCCACUGGAGGUUCUGGAAUCCCUUCCGGAGGCUUUGAAGGAGUGCUUCGAGUCUCAGGACACGGAAAAAUUACAAGCAGUAAUCCGAGCCAUGGAUCCCAAGGACGCUCGCCAUCACAUGAAGCGCUGUGUGGAUUCGGGUUUGUGGAAACCAUCCGCCGAAGAUCCCAACACCAAUCCCGAGGACGGAUUCAAGCGUCGGGAGCUAGAAUCCGAUGAUGAUGACGAUGACGAUAAAGAAGAAGUUGAGGCGGCGGAAGAGAUCUAUGAGGAGAUUCCCGAGAGCAAACCAUGAGACAUACAAGAUUUAGCAUUACGAACCAAACGGCGCACACACACGUAUUCACACACGCACACACAUACAUACAAUAUAACAAGAGCGAGCGCAUA